GUAGAAAAAACGACUGACUACCCUUCGGCUGAGUACUCCCUGGUGGAGGAUGUAGCCCUCCACUUCACGUGUUUGAUGGACAGACUGAACGAGCAGCGCCUCUUUCAGCCGGACCUGUGCGACGUGGACAUCGUGCUGGUGCAGCACAAGAGCAUCUUCCCGGCGCACAAAGGGGUCCUGGCAGCCUACAGCCAGUUCUUCCACUCCCUCUUCACCCAAAACAAGCAGCUGCAGCGUGUGGAGCUCUCGCUGGAGGCCCUCACCUCGCAGGGCCUCCAGCAGAUCCUCAACUUCAUCUACACCUCCAAGCUCCUCGUCAACUCCUGCAAUGUGCAGGACGUGCUGAACGCGGCCGCCGUGCUGCAGAUGAACAACAUUGCCUCCUCCUGCCAGGACCUCCUUGACACCCGCUCCCUCAGCCUGGCUGCUGACAUGGCCCUGCCUGCUGAGGGCUGCGCUGGACCCCCACCCUACUACUGUGAGAUCAAGCAGGAGGUGGAUGCUCCUCAUCCCAAGAUUUAUGCCCGGGAAGGCAACGACCCCUACUCAGUGCGGGUGGAGGAUGGAGCAGGUGGUGGGACGCUCCCCGCUGGUCCAGCCAAGCAGUACUACAAGGAGGAGAAGGAUGGUGGUCCCGGGACUGUCUGUAAGAUGGAAGGUGAAGAGUCUGAGGAAGACCUGGAUAGCCAGGGCUCGUACAACCGGGAGCAGAUCAUUGUGGAGGUGAACCUCAACAACCAGACCCUCAACGUCUCCAAGGGCACGGAGGGGAAGGCGGCCGCCAGCGAGGCGGCUGUGAUGGGGCGGCCUGAGGGUGAUGGACGUGACACAGAGGAGGAUGGGGAGGAGGAGAAUGAGGAAGGGGAGGAGGAGGAGGAAGAGGAGGAGGAUGCGGAGGUGGGCGAGGAGGAAGAGGAGGAGCACAGCGAAGAGGAAGACCUGGAGGAGACGACGGAAGAAGAGGAUGAUGAUGACGACGACGAAGACGCGUUGGAGAUGAAAAGGGAAAAAGGCGGGUCCCGCAGAGGCAGCCGGGCAUCCAAAGCCACCAAACCUGCCAUGGCAACCAGGUCCCAGGAGAUGGCCAAAGCGGAAGAGGAGGAGGAGGAAGAAGAGGAAGGCCAGCGAGGGAGGAAGAGGAAAAAAGAGCAGGACGGUUUGGGGCAGAAGGUGAAGCUGGAGGAGAAGCAGCACUACCCGUGCAAGAAGUGUCCCCGGGUCUUCAACAACCGCUGGUACCUGGAGAAGCACAUGAACGUCACCCACAGCCGCAUGCAGAUCUGCGACAAGUGCGGCAAGCGCUUCCUGCUGGAGAGCGAGCUGCUGCUGCACCACCAGACUGACUGCGAGAAGAACAUCCAGUGCGUGACGUGUGGGAAGGGGUUCAAGAAGCUCUGGUCCCUCCACGAGCACAACAAGAUCGUCCACGGCUACGCUGAGAAGAAGUUCUCCUGCGAGAUCUGCGAGAAGAAGUUCUACACCAUGGCCCACGUGCGCAAACACAUGGUUGCUCACACCAAGGACAUGCCGUUCACCUGCGAGACCUGCGGGAAGUCCUUCAAGCGCAGCAUGUCCCUCAAGGUCCAUUCACUCCAGCACUCUGGGGAAAAGCCUUUUAAAUGUGAGAACUGCAACGAGCGCUUCCAGUACAAGUACCAGCUGCGCUCCCACAUGAGCAUCCACAUCGGCCACAAGCAGUUCAUGUGCCAGUGGUGUGGCAAGGACUUCAACAUGAAGCAGUACUUUGAUGAGCACAUGAAGACGCACACGGGGGAGAAACCCUACAUCUGCGAGAUCUGUGGGAAGAGCUUCACCAGCCGCCCCAACAUGAAGCGGCACCGCCGGACCCACACGGGGGAGAAGCCCUACCCCUGCGACGUCUGCGGCCAGCGCUUCCGCUUCUCCAACAUGCUCAAAGCCCACAAGGAGAAGUGUUUCCGCGUCAGCAACCCCUUGGCUUCGGACACGGCCACCCCCCACCCCGCCGCCAGCCCGGCUCCUCUGCCCCCCGGCCCUGGCCUCUCCCCUCUACCCCUGCCCUUGCUUCAUCCCCUUCCACAGACCCUCCCUCCUCCUCCUCACCUACCGCCACCCCCUCCCCUCUUUCCUGCGGGGAGGAUAAAUUCCAACAACAACUAG
Chaetura pelagica (chimney swift) is the source of this 2139-nucleotide messenger RNA. RefSeq names its product zinc finger and BTB domain containing 47 (gene ZBTB47). Bases 76 to 2139 code for a protein of 687 amino acids. Gene Ontology annotation, cellular component: nucleus. The transcript has 5 exons. Gene Ontology annotation, molecular function: protein binding; DNA-binding transcription factor activity, RNA polymerase II-specific; RNA polymerase II cis-regulatory region sequence-specific DNA binding. The record is from RefSeq and is a predicted model, not a curated record. Lineage: Eukaryota; Metazoa; Chordata; Aves; Apodiformes; Apodidae. Gene Ontology annotation, biological process: regulation of transcription by RNA polymerase II.